AUGGGGUCUCUGCUCCUCCUCAUGUUGCUGCUUUUGCUGUCGCCCUCCUACCCGCGAGGCGGGAGCGCGCGGAGGCGCCGGAGUGCGCGGACGCAAGGCCCGGGAGGCCCCUCUCCCGCGACCCCGGAGACCUCAGCGCCCUUCUGGGUGCGCAUAAGCCCCGAGCUCAAGGCCGUGCCGCCGGGGGGCUCAGUGUGGCUCAACUGCAGCAGCAGCUGCCCCCUACCGGAGGGUUCCAGCCUCCGCACCGAGCUGCGGCGAGGCGACACGCUCAGUGGGCCCGGUUGGGUAUCCUACCAGCUGCUGGAUGUGAGGGCCUGGAGCUCCGAUGUGCACUGCUUCGUCACCUGCGCGGGAGAAACGCGGGGGGCCACCGCCAGGAUUACCGCCUACAAACAGCCACGCAGCGUGAUCCUGGAGCCUCCGGUCUUAAUGGGCAGUGAGUACACUCUGCGCUGCCAUGUGACACACGUGUUCCCCGUGGGCUUCCUGGUGGUGAUUCUGAGGCGCGGUGGCCGGGUCAUCUACUCCGAGAGCCUGGAGCGCUUCACCGGCCGGGAUCUGGCCAACGUGACGCUGACUUACGCGUUACGCGCCAGGCCCAGUGACUUCGGGCAGCCCGUUACCUGCUACGCCCGCCUCAAUCUCGAUGGCCUGGUGGUCCUCAGUAGCUCGGCACCCAUGACGCUGCCAGUCCUCGCUUGGAGCCCUGCGUCCAAAGCCUUGGCCUCCACCUCCAUCGCAGCCCUUGUGGGGAUCCUUCUUGUAGUGGGGGCCCUCUGCCUGAGAAAGUACCUAUCGAUGAAGUCUCGGGCAUAG
This is a messenger RNA of Lagenorhynchus albirostris (white-beaked dolphin), 819 nucleotides long. It is a transcript of the gene ICAM4, whose product is annotated as intercellular adhesion molecule 4 (Landsteiner-Wiener blood group). Lineage: Eukaryota; Metazoa; Chordata; Mammalia; Artiodactyla; Delphinidae. The transcript has 3 exons. Gene Ontology annotation, biological process: cell-cell adhesion. Gene Ontology annotation, molecular function: integrin binding. The record is from RefSeq and is a predicted model, not a curated record. Gene Ontology annotation, cellular component: membrane. Bases 1 to 819 code for a protein of 272 amino acids.